Messenger RNA from Exophiala oligosperma, 2260 nucleotides. RefSeq lists its product as uncharacterized. The transcript has a single exon. The record is from RefSeq and is a predicted model, not a curated record. Bases 165 to 1775 code for a protein of 536 amino acids. Lineage: Eukaryota; Fungi; Ascomycota; Eurotiomycetes; Chaetothyriales; Herpotrichiellaceae. Gene Ontology annotation, biological process: GABA catabolic process. Gene Ontology annotation, molecular function: succinate-semialdehyde dehydrogenase (NAD+) activity.
ACGAGAAUCAUCUUUUGUCUCUAUUUGAUAUGCUGGUUCAUAUGCCAUGAGAUACGUCUGAGAGCUAGUACGAGUACCCAUAUCCUGGGUCCCUCUCCCGCUCUUUUCCCUUGCAACCCUGUAACUUCCCCCCACCUUCAGCGCCAUUUCCUACUUCUUCCACAAUGGCAUCACCAGCGUCCUCAUAUAUUCGCACUCUCCUGUCGUCCUCUCGUCCUCGCGUUCCUCAAUCUCUCCUAAGGACAGCUCAACCUACCUAUCGUAUAUCUUCAGUCGCUAGGAUGUCUUCUGUGCCCAAACUCAAAGACCCCUCCCUCCUCAUCUCUCAGGCCUAUGUCAACGGAAAAUUCGUUGACUCCAGUACUUCGCAAACCUUCGACGUCCACGAUCCUGGUUCCGGGAAAAAGAUCGCAUCAUGCGCUGAGAUGAACAAGGAAGAUGUCGACAAGGCCAUAACAGCAGCUGCGGAGGCUUUCAAGUCAUUCCGCAAGACGUUGCCCCGCGAGAGAGCCACCAUGCUACGUAACUGGUAUAACCUGAUGCAGGAGAACGCAGAAGACUUGGCCACGCUCAUUACAUGGGAGAAUGGAAAGCCUCUUGCUGAUGCCAAAGGAGAGGUCGCGUAUGCCGCAAACUUCUUCCAAUGGUUCAGCGAAGAGGCCCCCCGUAUGUACGGCGAUACUAUCCCUGCUUCAGUACCAGGAAACAGAGUCAUGACCAUCAAGCAGCCAGUCGGUGUGUGCGGUCUCAUCACCCCCUGGAACUUCCCUGCGGCUAUGAUCACCCGCAAGAUCGGUCCUGCUCUGGCCGCGGGCUGCACAGUCGUCGCGAAGUCGCCAGGCGAAACGCCCUUUACGGCCAACGCGCUCGCAGAACUGUCUCGCCGUGCAGGAAUUCCUCCUGGUGUCGUCAACAUUGUGACUGCCAUGAAGAACACCGCUGAGAUUGGUGAAUUGCUGACGACCGACUCGAGAAUCAAAAAGGUCUCCUUCACCGGCUCUACGGGUGUUGGUAAAUUGCUUAUGAAGCAAGCUGCUGGAACCGUCAAGAAACUCUCGUUCGAACUGGGCGGCAACUCUCCAUUUAUCGUGUUCGACGACUGCCCUGAUCUCGAUGCUGCGGUUGCUGGCGCAAUUGCCUGUAAAUUCCGCAGCUCUGGCCAGACUUGCGUUUGUGCCAACAGAAUCUACGUGCAAAAAGGCAUCUAUGACAAGUUCGCCGAGAAGUUUGCGGCUAAGGUCAAAGACUUCAAGGUCGGCUACGGUUUCGACGACGGCGUCACCCACGGUCCUGUCAUCCACGAUCGCGCAGUGAGCAAGGUCGAGCAGCACGUGCAAGAUGCACAAAGCAAGGGAGCCAAGGUUCUUAUCGGUGGCCAGAAACUUCCAGACCUGGGUUCCAACUUUUAUGCUCCUACUGUUCUUACGGGUGUGACGAGCGAGAUGAAGAUUGCCACGGAAGAGACGUUCGGUCCUGUGGCUGGUCUCUUCCCCUUCGAGACGGAGAAGGAGGUUAUGGAGUCCGCGAACAAGUCCGAGGUCGGCCUUGCGGGUUACUUCUACUCAGGGGACAUUGGACGGGUGUACAGGAUCGCCGAACACCUAGAGGUCGGCAUGAUUGGCGUCAACACCGGCCUGAUCUCCGACCCGGCCAGUCCGUUUGGCGGUGUCAAGGAAAGUGGGUUCGGGCGCGAGGGAUCCAAGUAUGGCAUCGACGAGUACUUGACCAUCAAGACGGUCACUGUCGGCGGGAUCUCGAACGAUCUUCAAGGCUGAAAGGCCAGAAAGAAAGACCAGAGAAAGCGAAGACCUCUCUAAAAUUUCAGGUCCGAAGCCUACAACCUUUCAAAAAAAAGCCAUGUCUGUAUUUCGAGUCAAGUAAUGCCAUGGGAUUGCCAAGCUAUGAGUUUGGGUAAGGAAAAAAAGUCGGGCACAGUUACAUUUACAUUUAUGAGCAGUUACCUACCCCAGGUAGGUAUGUAUAGUACAUGACGGCCAGGCAUUUUAGGUACCUAGGUAUAUUGAAUUCUCUCACCACAUGAAGAGAAAACAAUAAUAACUAGGUAAUUUACCUGACCUAGGUAUAUACCGGGUUACAAAACAAAGGCAUUUUCCCCGUCAGUGUUUAUCAAUAGUUCGCAAAUCUAGACACACUCGGGACCGUAUAUACCAGCAGACGUGUACAUUAAUGGCAGUACUAUGACAUUGAUUGUGGAAUUGGUUCUAUCAGAUUCCGUCUAUAUAUAUACAGUUCAAUACCU